Serpula lacrymans var. lacrymans S7.9 is the source of this 521-nucleotide messenger RNA. RefSeq lists its product as uncharacterized. Lineage: Eukaryota; Fungi; Basidiomycota; Agaricomycetes; Boletales; Serpulaceae. The record is from RefSeq and is a predicted model, not a curated record. The transcript has 3 exons. The annotation marks the transcript as partial.
AUUUCUUCUUCAUUCAAGCACUCUACGCCUCUCCUACAGUCCUCCUGCGACGGCCACAGUGGCAGGCUACACUAUAUAAAGGCCAGUAAAUAACGAUGUCGAAUAUUAUAACAUUGACCCCUACCCAACUCCACUUCUUCCAGCCAGUUCCAAGCAAUACCUGAAAAUGUCUAAUGACAAAAAGACCCCCUCUCAAUUGAUGGUCCCAGCACCCUACACCCCUACUCUACCAAACGAGCUGUGGGUACAGUGCUGGAAGGAUUGCAAGUCCGAGGAGCUUCAGAAGCUAUCCACCGUUUCCCGCUUAUUCCGUGAAAUAUGCAGCCCUCUCUUCUUUCACGACCAAAUAUUCGAAGCUCCGUCGUUGAUAUACAUUCAACACGACCAAGAAGAGUGUCAGGUACAAACAGAUCGUCUACGUCAUUUUUCUGAUUUUGUUUGCAAUCCGCAAACAUUAAGGGAGUUUCCACCAGCGAAAAUGGUUCGAACAUGGCAAUUCCGUGGCGGAAUUUUCCAUGACU